AUGUUUGCCGUCAUGACGCCGCCCGCGUUCGGCGUCGGCGGCGCGUCGCCUGAGCACCUGCCGAUGAUACCCGCCUUUGCGUCAUCGCCCUUCCGGCCAUCGCGGCCGUCGCCAUUGUCGUCCUCGCCGAUCCGCGCUUCGUCUCCUCCCAUGCUAUCAUCACAGCUCGACACCCAAUCCUCGCCCAUUCAGCCGUCUUCCUCGUCGUCGUCUCAAGCAACGGCUCAACCCUCCAUAUUCAACUUUGGCGGAGACACUUCGAGUACAAGUACAAGUACAAGCACAAGCACAAGCACCACAGACAAAGCCCCAUUGUUCCGCUUCGCCUCGCGGCCAACCAAGCCCGUGCCGCGUGGACAGCAGAGCCGCGACGCCGCCCAGCAGACCCGCCGCAGCCUCUUUCUCAAGAAUGUCCGCCAGCGCGCCGACGACCGCAACUGGGACCGCCGCAACUUUGAGCAGGAGCUGCAGAAGCUCGAGUGGUGGUCGCUGGAGCGCGACCUCCGGCAGGCGCGCGAGACGGACGUCAUGAGCAUGCUGACGGAGCAAGACAUUGAAGACGCGGCCAACUGGAUGGCCGAGCCGUCGCCGUCGUCGGCAUCGUCGUCGAUGCCGUCUUCGUCAUUCUUUGAUCAUGGCGAUGGUGACGAUGGCGACAGCUUUACCACGGUGGCCUCGAACCAUGCGCGGCGGCACGACAGCGGCGGCAUGUACUACGACCGCGCUGCCGAGGACGAGGAGCACGACGACGACACGGAUGCCAUGGACGCGCACAUGGCGGACCGGCUCGCAAUGGAGGAAGAGGCCGAAAUGGAGGCGCUGAUUGCGUCGAUGGAGGCCGAUCCCCGCCAGCGCCAAAUGACACCGCCAGAACGGCCGGCGUCGAUUGCCUACUCGGACGACGAGGACUAUGACGCCAUAUUUAACGAGCUGCUGUCAGGAGGGGCUGAAGACGGCAUGGACAUGGCAUUAUAG
This is a messenger RNA of Sporothrix schenckii 1099-18, 975 nucleotides long. RefSeq lists its product as uncharacterized. The record is from RefSeq and is a predicted model, not a curated record. The coding region runs from base 1 to 975 and encodes 324 amino acids. The transcript has a single exon. Lineage: Eukaryota; Fungi; Ascomycota; Sordariomycetes; Ophiostomatales; Ophiostomataceae.